GGGUGAAUCUGAGCCCCUUUGCCACCUCCCUUGCGCGCGGCUCCAGGUUCCCGGUGCCGAGUCUAGGGCGGCGGGUACAGAGGCCACGCCCUACUGGGCAGAGGCUGGACACACCCCAAGGCUGCAAGGCACCCCAGAAUGCCCCUCCCAAGUCACGCGGGUCUUAGAUGCCCCGCAAACGCACCGAUGGGGGUGCAUAACGUGAACCCGAGAUGCACGUAUGGGGCACGGCGCCCAGUGAGUCAGGCAGAGUGGGUGUCACCGCCGGAGUGAGUCACCAAGAGGUUGUGCGCCCCCCGUGGGCGGUGCCAGGAGCCUGGGGGGCGGGCUGCGCCCGCCCCAGGAAGGCCACGCCCCAGUUGGGGACUAGGCAGAUUCCCCCCACUUCUUUCCGCGAAGCUUCCUUCUGCGAUCCAGAGAGGCUGUUGCGAGCCGGGGAGGGGCGCGUGAUGCGCCCAAGUCCGCAGCCGAGGGGCUUCCCGGGAAGGGCGGGGGCGCCGGGAACGCUGGCGGCCGGGUCCGGAAGGGCCGCGCGGCUGCCGCGCCCCCGCCCCGCGGCCUCAGUUUCCGAUGACGCGCCUGCAGAAACCCCGACGCGUCCCCCAGGCUCCGCUGCCCGGUUUCACUUCCCCUCCCCCUGCCCGGCGUGGGGCGCGGGGCUCAGUCCGCCUCGGAUUCCGACGGGGGUGGGCACGGGGGCGCUUCCGGCCGUGGGGCGGGGUGGGCGAAGGGGUUACGACGGGGCGGCCCGCCCCCGCCCAGCCCCCUCCUCUCCACGCCUGCGCCGGCAUCGGGGGUGGGGCCGCGCGGUACCCGGCCGCCCAGAGAUCGACCCCCUCCCCCGCGAGGGGCGGGAUCAGGUUCGGGCCGGGGUUGGGGCCGCGCGGGCCGCGACAACCCCCACUCCGCAGCCUGGGCGUGCCGUCCGGGGGCCUGGAGGCGGCGCUAGCUGGGGAAGGAGAGGGGCGGGCGGCAGGAAGUGCGCUCUCCCACCGCGUCCUGAGCACAGUGACCCCCUCCCGUCCGAGGCGCGGGGGAGAAUUGGGAUGGCGAGAGAGAGAGGGGUACCCUGGGGAGGAGGCGCCUCGCAGGCACGUUGCGCUGGAGCGAGCCCUCGUUCAGGGAUGUUCAGAGGCCGAGGCCCGGCUGGACCAGGCUGGUAUCGUCAGUUGCUGCUUGAGCUCCUGGAACAGAAAGAGGCUGGCAGGUACCUUCCGGGCACCUCUUGUAGGCCACACACUUCGCCAGGUGCCGAGCUGUGCUGGUGAACAGAACUGAAGAAGUGCUGGCCUUUGGAAGAUUCCUGUGUGAGAUGCAUGGGGUGCUGGCCCGUAACAUGU
Messenger RNA from Capra hircus (goat), 1340 nucleotides. RefSeq lists its product as uncharacterized. The transcript has 3 exons. The coding region runs from base 571 to 1278 and encodes 235 amino acids. NCBI's taxonomy places the organism in Eukaryota, Metazoa, Chordata, Mammalia, Artiodactyla, Bovidae. The record is from RefSeq and is a predicted model, not a curated record.